AUGGGUCUCGGAGAAGAUAUCAAGAAGUUUGGUGAAGACGCAACCGGACAAGGUGGAAACGAUGGAAAUAACAACGCAAACAACUCCAACGGUAGUAACAAUAAAGCCGAAGAUACCAUAGUGGACUCUGCUGUCGACUCAGUUGCAAGCAAGGAAGGAAUACCUUCCUCAAUGGACCCUGAGAUUAACAACGUUGUCAAUGACGAGGUCAAUAAGUUUUAG
Molecule: messenger RNA, 222 nt
Organism: Sclerotinia borealis F-4128
Lineage: Eukaryota; Fungi; Ascomycota; Leotiomycetes; Helotiales; Sclerotiniaceae
Source: the annotation of a GenBank genome assembly